AUGGCACAGAGAGUCACCCACAGCCACAGCCUGUUCCCUCCUGGCCAGUCUGGGAGGCCCAGGGACGUGCUGGUCAAGUCAGGUAAGACCCAUGCAGAGCCAGACUCCACUCUGUCACUAUGGCAGAACAACAGGUCUGACACAGAGUCUUCAGCAGAAGCCAGAUUUUGUUAUAUGUUAUAGACUUUGUUUAUUUAUGGGAAAGGGAAAUUGUGCAAGUACAGAGAAGGUAGUGAGAUCUGUACAGUAUGUUGAUAAAACAACAUGGUUUUGCAAGGACACUGGGAUGUAUUACUGAGGUUAGCUGGAGGGAACUUUGUAGAUACUAUAUAGAUGUUGUUGUCAGUUUCUAUUUAUGGGGGAGAACGUGUUUCAGACAAAUCUAGGAGGGUUCAUUGGCAGUGCCUGGAACAGACAAACAUGGAGUGAAAUAUACUCGAUGUGAGACACAAAGAGCAUCAGAUCAGUUUCACAGCAAAUCAGCUGUGGACAGCUAGCUAUGUCUAUGACUGAUGAAUUGGCACAGCAGCACAGAUUGUCAUAGUAACAGUUUGGGAACGAUGUGCUGGACACACCAAGGUGUCACUAGGCUCUCUGACUUCACAUGGCAAGAUGAUGACAGCAUAGCAAUUGUAAAUACCUAAUUUGAUUAUUUGAAUAGAGUGUUUAUUUCAGAGAGAUUCAUUCAGAUUAUUUCCAAGCAGAAUUUUCAUGUUUUGUACCCUUGAGAGUCUUGGGACAUUAACAUGUGCUCUGGGCAGAAAAGCCUUACGUCCACUGUCCAUCAAUUGGACAGUGCAGGACCUCCUAUGUGCACUUUAAACUGAUCGAUGGCUGCUCUGUUGUCAUAUAUUGCUCAAACUGUUUGAGACUUCCACCUUUCGCAACCUAUUUUUCUGUGUUUCACUUGCAGUAUCUGGAUGUCUUGUUUAUUUAAGUAGAAGAACACUGGGUUCACCUCUGUGGUAUAAUGGCUGAGUUGUGAUCAAGUCAAAUAAACUGUGCUGCCUGCCGGGCAUGUUAUCAGAGGGUGUGUGACUGACUGCCCUGCAUGAGUAUGACAACAGUAACAUACUCUACUUAAACAUGCACACCAUGUACUUGGGUCCCUUAUUCAAGCAGCAUGUCUGUACCAUUCUGUCUGUAUCACUAAUUAAUCUACAGUGACCCUGAGUGAAUAAUUAGCUUAAUUCAACUCUACAGUCACAAUUCUAAGAAUCGUACUGUAUGAUUCUGAUGGCCUGUCUGGUUAGGCCUAACAUCUGUCUUCCUUGGCUGCUGCUGAUAUGAGGUUAGAGCCCUGCCUUUUUAAUGAUAAUGACUUCAUGGAGCCUCAGUCUGCAUUUCAUGGUGUGUCAUCAAUCUGUAUUCACAGUGUAUUCUGGGAAAACAACUCUCCCGCCCUGUCCCGUGGGAGCCUGCGUUGCCACGACGACAACCAGUGUUCUGUUUGUAUACAAUCUGAGAACUCUUUCACUCUGAUUUUUCCUCCCAAGGUGCAUAGCGUCAGAAGUAAUAAUUUCCCUACCCAAGCCAUCUGCGUGCACUUCCUGGAAUACCAGGGAAGUAAAACUCACUGAAAAACAUUAGAAUGUGCCUUGGUUGAAAGUCAUAAGGAAAUAGUUGGUGACAGGCCAAGCCAUUUCACCUUAAUUUCCCAAAGUAAUUUAUAAUCAAACAAUGUGUAGCCUGCUUUGACUCCAAUAACCACUUACUGGGCGGCAGGUAGUUUAGUGGUUAAGAGCGUUGUGCCAGUAACCGAAAGGUCGCUGGUUCUAAUCCCCUAGCCGACUAGGUGAAAAACCUGUCGAUGUGCCCUUGAGCAAGGCACUUAACCCUAAUUGCUCCUGUAAGUCGCUCUGGAUAAGAGCGUCUGCUAAAUGACGUAAAUGUAAAUGUACUCAGGAUAUGCAGACAUAACCUAAUAGUGGCAAAAUAAAGCAUUUAAAAGAACAAACAGCGACUCAAACUACAUUGCCAUAAAAUGGUUUGCUGCAGAUUGUGGGAGGAUGGGGACUGAAAGGGCUCAUGUUUCUCUAGCCACUGUAGCCUGAGCCUGUUCUCCUGCCACAGACACCCAGAGGAACAUAUGAUUUCCCAUGCUCCUCGAGGGUUAUCAGAGAACCCUCUAAAUGCAUUGUCCCAAUGCAACUGGAUGAUGGACUCAGUGCACAGAGGUACUAUUAACUUACCCAGGGUGCAUUGAGAUGACAUCUAGCUUGGUCUAAAUGUCAAAUCAAUUCAACCACAGUCAGGAUUAUAUGACUGAAGAGCUACUGAAUUCACCUAUGUGUCCGUCUCCUACGUGACACUCUGCAUCUCUUGAUCUUUUGAGAGAGUCUUGUCUAUUUUUAUGAAAGAUAAGUAAACAUUCCAUACUGAGGAUUGUGGACGUAUAUUGCAUAACAAAUGAUACACACAGGAACACAAAGCCAGCACAAAAUGUUGCACAUACAGAUGUGAAUGUACACCCAAACAUGCACACACACAGUACAUACACAGUAUACCCAUAAAGACCACAUUCCUGUCACUGUAUGAGUGGUUGUGUAGAGAUCCAGCAGAGAACUGGAGUACAGUAAGCUGCUUUAGACAUCGCUGCUGCUUUAGAAACUGCCAGAGGUCGGACCAAGUCACUAUUUUUCGAGUCACAAGCAAGUCUCAAGUCACAAGGUCCGAGUCUCAAAUCGAGUCCCAAGUAGAACAGAUCAAGACUCGAGUCAAGUCCAAGUCAUGCAUUCUAAGAGCAAGUCGAGUCACAAGUUUUCAAGUCAAGUCUUAGGUCAAGUUUUAAAAAGUCUAUACAUGCAAUGACUUGGUCAACUACCAAUCUUUGUCUAUUUAUUGACGCUACCAGAUAACCCUGUUCAUUAUUUUGUCUAUAACACAUUUUCAUUAGCCUAAUUAGGGAUAUGGAUCUUGUAGCAGUCGUAAGGGCAUGAAAUCAGCAGAAGGCAAGGCAGGUUGACAUGUUCAGAGUGUAGAUUUAUUUACAAGUCUUGGUGAUCCAAUGGUGAAAGUGCCAUAUCAUACAAAAUAUACAAGUAGAUUUACCAAAUAUACACUGGCAAUAGCCAAAAAGAAAUAGCCUCUGUAUCAGGCUUAACCUGUCCUAUCUGAACAGACACAGGUAGAGGGCAAGACUGUACAGCCUCCCCUUGAGAAACCAAAUCGAAACAGGUAGGCCUACAUAAUAUAAGCACUUGGCCCAAGGGCCAUACAAUUUCAACCAAUAAACUGGUAUACAAUGUAAAAGGCAAUUUCCACAUCCAUUGUUACAUUCAUCUUAAUCAGACAUAAUGAUUAUUAAUGAUAUGUCAACACCAUGCAUACAUGGAACAAUCAUUUUCUCUUAUUCAACGUUCUGACUCCAAAGCGUGGUGCGCAGGCCGUGUAGCCUAUUUCUAUGCGCACUGAGGCAUGCACGCUCUUAUUACGCACAACCAUGGAUGACAGAGACAUAGGACACAGACACACGGAAUGUCUUGUUUUGCACGCUUUGUACAAAAUAAUAAAAUGCAGUACGACAGGAUCUUUCUAAAAGUAGCUCUUUAUUAGCUAUUUGUAACUGGCAUGUUCACGUGUCUGCGGCCAUGAUCAACUGAAAAUGACCUCACGAUCUAGGUGGUCUUAACCAAUCAUAGCGCAGUAUGAUACGACGGUAGAAUGCAACCAAUUACAAUUCAGUAUGUUUACACAUAUGAAUAUUACACCGAACUCCGAAAAUAUGAACAAAGGAAACCAUACAUUGAAUUAAAUAACCAGAACUUCUACCUCAUGAGUCUUGUGAACGUUCAUGUGCACAAUAAACAUUGCGCCCACUCAGCGGGUAAGAAAUGGUUGGCUAAAUGAAAAUGUAUUGUAGGCCUAUCAAACAUGAAACAGAAAUGUCUACCUGUUGCAACACACAGUAAGGGAUGGAAUUAUGAAAUGCUAGCAAUUACUGUAAUAUUAGAUGGAAUAUAUAGAUUUAUCACAUAGGGCCUAUGCAUUUAAAUGCGUGAAAGCAAGAACAAACAUUUCAACAAGAGAAUAAACCACUCUCAGAGUAAUAAUUCAUUUGUAACAAAUUCCAAAUGCAAGCUUCAUGAGUAAAUUAUACAUUUCAAGCAAUUAUUACAUAACAAAAUACCAGUAGGCCUAUGCUAGUAAUUGUUGCCCCAUUGCUGAUGAGCUUGCAAAGUAAACAGUUAAUAUUCUCUAUGAAUUGCAUUUUCCCUGUGCUCUCCCUCUCAUCUCUCUGUAGACUGACAGGCCCACUCUGAUCAGCGAUUAAUAAUGCCCUUAUAAUCCUCAGACAAACAAGACCUCCUGGGUCAUAUAGUUCUGCUGUUGUUCCUUUCAAGUUACUGCAGGUUACUGCACUGUACACAGCUAAAAUGCAAGACUGGCACUGUAUUUGUCAAUCUGCUGUUAGUGGCAUUCUGUUCAAAUGAGAAUUAGGCAGAUGAACAAAAUAGCAUUUCAAGCAAUGGCCUGAAUUCAAUCACCUGUAUUUGCUAAGGCAACCCAAGAGACAGAUUUAUUUCUCCAUCUAAAAUGAGUUGAUGCAUGUCUUACUGUUUUCAAUGCCCAACAUCAUCUCCUGUUGGUCCCAGCCCAUCAACAUCCUGUCACUAGCCCUGAUUGGGAAGUACUGAGACAAGACAACCACAGCUCAUUUCAAUUUUCUGAAAUAUUAAGUAGCAGAGAUGGUGUCUGGUUGCACUUGAGAAAGAGAGUCAUUGUUCUGAGCUAGCCUGCAUGCGUAUGACACCUGAUCUCUCUCCAGAAAGACUCUGGCACGGAUCAGGUGCCUCUUAAUCUGUCUGUUCUGAUGGAACAAAAAAUAUGUGGAAAAUACAAAGGGCUGGGACAUUAGGUACAGACAGUAUAAAACCAUGUCUUUGCUUUAUGUACACUGUAUAUGUACAAAAGUAUGUGGACACCCCUUCAAAUUAGUGGAUUCGGAUAUUUCAGCCACACCCAUUGCUGACAGGUGUAUAAAAUCGAGCACACAGCCAUGCAAUCUCCAUAGACAAACAUUGGCAGUAGAAUGGCCUUACUGAAGAGCUCAUUGACUUUCAACGUGGCACCGUCAUAGGAUGCCACCUUUCCAACAAGUCAGUUCUUCAAAUUUCUGCCCUGCUACAGCUGCCCCGGUCAACUGUAAGUGCUGUUAUUGUGAAGUGGAAACGUCUAGAAGCAAAACUGGCUUAGCCACGAAGUGGUAGGCUACACAAGCUCACAGAACGGGACCGCCAAGUGCUGAAGCGCAUAGCACAUAAAAUGUGUCUGUCCUCAGAUCCAAACUGCCUCUGGAAGCAUUGUCAGCACAAGAGCUGUUCGUCGGGAGCUUCAUGAAAUGGGUUUCCAUGGCCGAGCAGCUGUACACAAGCCUAAGAUCACCAUGAGCAAUGCCAAGCGUCUGCUGGAGUGGUGUAACGCUCACCACCAUUGGACUCUGGAAAAGUGGAAACGCGUUCUCUGGAGUGAUGAAUCACACUUCACCAUCUGGCAGUCUGAUGGACAAAUCUGUGUUUGGCGGAUGCCAGGUGAAUGCUCCCUGCCCCAAUGCAUAGUGGCAACUUUAAAGUUUGGUGGAGGAGGAAUAAUGGUCUGGGGCUGUUUUUCAUGGUUCGGGAUAGGCCCCUUAGUUCCAGUGAAGGGAAAUCUUAACCCUGCAGCAUACAAUUACAUUCUAGACGAUUAUGUGCUUCCAACUUUGUGUCAACAGUUUGGGGAAGGUCCUUUCCUGUUUCAGCAUCACAAUGUCCCCGUGCACAAAGUGAGAUCCAUACAGAAAUGGUUUGACGAGAUCGGUGUGGAAGAACUUGACUGGCCUGCACAGAGCCCUGACCUCAACCCCAUCGAACACCUUUGCAAUGAAUUGGAACGCCGACUGAGAGCAAGGCCUAAUUGCCCAACAUCAGUGCCGACCUCACUAAUGCUCUUGUGGCUGAAUGGAAGCAAGUCCCCGCGUAAAAAUCGUCUAUCCUCGGUUUCAACACUCACUACCGAGUUCCAAACUGCCUCUGGAAGCAUUGUCAGAACAAUAACUGUUUGUCGGAAGCUUCAUGAAAUGGGUUUCCAUUGCCGAGCAAAGAUCACCAUGCGCAACCUCACUAAUGCUCUUGUGGCUGAAUGGAAGCAAGUCCCCGCAUCAACGUUCAAACAUCUAGUGGAAAGCCUUCCCAGAGGAGUGGAGGCUGUUAUAGCAGCAAAGGGGGGACUAACACCAUAUUAAUGCCCAUGAUUUUGGAAUGAGAUGUUUGACGACCAGGUUUCCACAUACUUUUGGUAAUUUAGUGUAUCUGUGUAUGUUCUGACUGGACCAUUUACAUCCUAACAAUGGAACCAACAUUUUAUGAAUGAAUCUAUUACUUCCAUUGAGAGCACUGGGGAGUGACUAAAUCCCAUGUGCUUCACAGAUGUCACUCAGAGAUUGAGUUAUAGUCGCCCCACAUUUAUUAAUUAAUUUGAAAUAAAAAGAAAGUCAAAGUUCGGUGAACCUGGCAUUCCCAAUGGGGUUUGCUUGUGUGUAUGGUUUACAGUGAGCAAAGAGGGUGUAACCUAGCGUGUCAGCAUCUCAACCACAGCAGAGAGGGGGAAAAGGGGGAUAUGGAAUUACCUCGAGCUCCAAAGAGCCCAAACAGAGCCAAGUGCCUUGCGGAUCACCUGCCAUUGCUCAGCUGUUGCCCGGCUAAUGUGUGCAAAUGAGCAGGAAUGUUUCCCCAUCUCCUGUUCUGUGGAUCCAGUGGCUCUUGCCCCUUUAUGUGGAACCUAUGGCCACCUUCCUGUUUCCCUCACUCAAGCCUCAAUUGCUAGUAUAUGUUUACCCUAUUUUCCUUCACAAUCACUAACACUGGUAUCUUUCUCUGUUCAUUCAUCCUGUCCCACCCUCUCUUCUCCUCUCUGCCCUACAGCAUCGGCCUAUGCGGACCUGCAGUGGGAGCAGCAGCCCAGGCAGGAUGGGAGCCACCCACCUCAGGACUACCCUCACAGGGACCAGCCCCCAUUGGCUGGCUACAUCCCCCAGCCCGAUUACAUGGAGGGAGAUGAUGAUCUCAUCAAGCCCAAAAAGCUCCUUAAUCCAGUGAAAGCCUCCAAAAGCCACCAGGACCUCCAACGAGAGUUGCUCAUGAGCCAGAAAAGGUAGAACUCCCACCCAACAGAGUCCCAUACAAAAUAUUGUUAAACUAACAGCUGAUUGAGGUUAUUAUCCAGCAAUCUAGCUAUCAGUGUUUUCCAGUUAUUACAUGCUGUGCUUGUUUCCAUGUGUAUGCAUCUGUGUGUGCACACAGGUCAACCUGACAAGGCAUUCAGCAUUCUAAGCCAAGCCCUCUGUAGUGUUUUGCAUCACUAAUACUCAUAUUGUAUGAGAGGAUGGAUAUUCCUACAGUAAUGCCCCAUUACAGAUCCAUAUGAUAUGACAUUAAAGGCACAUACCAUAUCAUGGCAUUACAAAAAUAAACAGAUCCAGGAUUACUCAUAAUCACAAAGUACCUAAACAUGUAUGGAUUUACAUAAAAGGAGAAGUACAUUCUAAAACAUACAGUGGGGAAAAAAAGUAUUUAGUCAGCCACCAAUUGUGCAAGUUCUCCCACUUAAAAAGAUGAGAGAGGCCUGUAAUUUUCAUCAUAGGUACACGUCAACUAUGACAGACAAAAUGAGAAAAAAAAUUCCAGAAAAUCACAUUGUAGGAUUUUUAAUGAAUUUAUUUGCAAAUUAUGGUGGAAAAUAAGUAUUUGGUCAAUAACAAAAGUUUCUCAAUACUUUGUUAUAUACCCUUUGUUGGCAAUGACACAGGUCAAACGUUUUCUGUAAGUCUUCACAAGGUUUUCACACACUGUUGCUGGUAUUUUGUCCCAUUCCUCCAUCAAUAUCUCCUCUAGAGCAGUGAUGUUUUGGGGCUGUCGCUGGGCAACACGGACUUUCAACUCCCUCCAACGAUUUUCUAUGGGGUUGAGAUCUGGAGACUGGCUAGGCCACUCCAGGACCUUGAAAUGCUUCUUACGAAGCCACUCCUUCGUUGCCCGGGCGGUGUGUUUGGGAUCAUUGUCAUGCUGAAAGACCCAGCCACGUUUCAUCUUCAAUGCCCUUGCUGGUGGAAGGAGGUUUUCACUCAAAAUCUCACGAUACAUGGCCCCAUUCAUUCUUUCCUUUACACGGAUCAGUCGUCCUGGUCCCUUUGCAGAAAAACAGCCCCAAAGCAUGAUGUUUCCACCCCCAUGCUUCACAGUAGGUAUGGUGUUCUUUGGAUGCAACUCAGCAUUCUUUGUCCUCCAAACACGACGAGUUGAGUUUUUACCAAAAAGUUAUAUUUUGGUUUCAUUUGACCAUAUGACAUUCUCCCAAUCCUCUUCUAGAUCAUCCAAAUGCACUCUAGCAAACUUCAGACGGGCCUGGACAUGUACUGGCUUAAGCAGGGGGACACGUCUGGUACUGCAGGAUUUGAGUCCCUAGCGGCGUAGUGUGUUACUGAUGGUAGGCUUUGUUACUUUGGUCCCAGCUCUCUGCAGGUCAUUCACUAUGUCCCCCGUGUGGUUCUGGGAUUUUUGCUCACCGUUCUUGUGAUCAUUUUGACCCCAAGGGGUGAGAUCUUGCAUGGAGCCCCAGAUCGAGGGAUAUUAUCAGUGGUCUUGUAUGUCUUCCAUUACCUAAUAAUUGCUCCCACAGUUGAUUUCUUUAAACCAAGCUGCUUACCUACUGCAGAUUCAGUCAUCCCAGCCUGGUGCAGGUCUACAAUUUUGUUUCUGGUGUCCUUUGACAGCUCUUUGGUCUUGGCCAUAGUGGAGUUUGGAGUGUGACUGUUUGAGGUUGUGGACAGGUGUCUUUUAUACUGAUAACAAGUAAAAACAGGUGCCAUUAAUACAGGUAACGAGUGGAGGACAGAGGAGCCUCUUAAAGAAGAAGUUACAGGUCUGUGAGAGCCAGAAAUCUUGCUUGUUUGUAGGUGACCAAAUACUUAUUUUCCACCAUAAUUUGCAAAUAAAUUCAUUAAAAAUCCUACAAUGUGAUUUUCUGGAUUUUUUUUCCUCAAUUUGUCUGUCAUAGUUGACGUGUACCUAUGAUGAAAAUUACAGGCCUCUCUCAUCUUUUUAAGUGGGAGAACUUGCACAAUUGGUGGCUGACUAAAUACUUUUUUCCCCACUGUAGAUAUCAUUAGUCACGAAAGGUCAGAUGACAACUGAUCAUAUUGCUACAAUGGUGUAAUCCCACUUCUCAAUUAUAUAAACCAAAGGUACUUUAUUGUAACAACAUAACAAACAGAAAGGAUUGGGUUUAAAAAGGGUCAUAAUGAUUUAAACAAAGUGUAACAGCAUAGGCAACAUUCCCAUUUCUCCUCUCUCCCUCUCCUGACCAGAACCUCAUACACUGCCCCUCCAAAAUGCUUUCUGAAAGGGGUCUUGGUGAUCCACUCACAACAUAGGCUAGUAACUACACUUAAAAGUUGCCAAAAUAUUUAGUUCCUAUGAAGCAGGAUAUUUUCAACAUGCCAGGUUGGGUACACUCUUAUAAAAAAGGUUUCCAAAAGGGUUCUUCGGCUGUCCCAAUAGGAUAACCCUUUUUGAUUCAAGGUAGAACCCUUUUUGGUUCCAUGUAAACCCUCUGUAGAAAGGGUUCAACAUGGAACCCAAAAGGGUUAAUCAAAGGGUUCUCCUAUGGGGACAGUCGAAUAACCCUUUAAGGUUCUAGGUAGCACCUUUUGAAGAACCCUUUUUUGUUCCAGGUAGACCCUUUUGCAUAAAAACAAGUCGUCUAUCGUUGAAUGACAACACACACUUCAUUGAAGAAUCCCUAAUGUUGACCAAUGACCGACAAAGGAGCAAGGACAAUAUUUGUGGGCACGAACAGCUGUAAAAACCCUUGCCGAAGACCAAAACGAACAAAAACAUCACAACAUUUUCCAAACUGUUUCAGAUGGGAAGCUUGUGGAUGCCUUAAGGCAUAUAAAAUAGCAACUACUCAAACAGGGCAGUGUUUUCUCUCCAUUGAAACCUGUCGUCUGUCUGUCUCUCUCUCUUUCUCUCUCUCAACAUUCAGAUCUCUUUAAUUAACAGGCCCAUUAGAAGCCAGCUGUUGCUAGGUGACAACCCACCAAGAUACUGUCCGUAUCGCUGAGUUGUUGGGAACUGGGAAAAUCCCCAUGGCUCAAGCACUCCAACCCUCCUUGAGGGGACAGUGGGAACUCAAACCUUUAGGAGAGUGGGCAACAGAGGGCCUUUUAUGCCCCUCCAGCCCUGCUGUUUUCUAGUGUUCCUCUUGUUUGUUUCAUUAUGCAGUUGGAUUUUUAUUUAUAGUCAUGGUUUUCAGUGAUCAUAAACAUGAAUCCAAAUCUUCUCCAACAUGCAAGAAGAAUGUCAUUAUAUAAUGCCAUAGAAUGUCAUAGAAUGGGAACCCCAUUCCCAGGAAGAUAGAAUGGGGCGCAUGACGGUGAAAUACCUCCCUUAUCUGCUCUUCCCUUUCUGUAAACACUCUACAGUAUGUUCAUUUGUAUGGUGUGUCUGACCUGUAUCUGAACAUGCUUACACUGUAGUGUUAGUCAGUUAAUCAAUUAGGUGCUAAAUAGGUUAUAAUAACAACAUCAUCAUACAGGAGAGCCAGACCAAUCGGUCAUAGCCCACUAGUCUAGCAGUACAUAAUUCACUGUAAAGCAAAUCUGUUAAAAAAAGGACAUGCAUGUCUCACCUGCAGCCUCUCUUCUAGUAAUAUGACCCUUAUUAAAUAUGUCCACCUUCCAGUGUUGAUAUGACAGAGAGUGGAAGAACCAGUACACUAAACCUGGAGUGUUCCUAGUGUGAGAAAUGGGAAGAAUAUAAAAACAUCUUUCCUCUGGGCUAUGUAAGGUUAUCUUUCACUGAACCUGCCUUUGGUGCUUCUGUCAAUGUUCAUCUAGAACAAACAGACCACCACAUUGAGGGCCCAUUUGUCCGUGAUCAGCAGAUUAUUAUAUUUCUCUUGAGAUGCACACAUAUGCAUUAGCUUCUGCUUUUCUACAGGCAGGCAGGCAGAUACUCAGAGGUUAGCUGGCAUGGCACCAUGCUUUCAAUUAAGCAUUUAUCUGCAGGGCUUGGGUUGGCACUGCUACUGGUGCUAAGAGGGGUAUGGCUGUGAGAGUCAAAGACCAGAAGAGGCAAUCUGUGUUGGGCACCAUGACAGAGAGAGCCCUAACAACGCUGGGAGAUAAGCCACACCACUGAGGUGGGGGGUGCAGGAAUUAGGUCAUCAAACUGAACAGUCUCUCUCUCUAACUGAUUGGUCUCCACUCUCUUUUCUCUAAUUGCUUUUUCUCUCCUUCUCUCGUUCGCUCUCUUACUGUAGAUAAGGCUUUUUGUAUCAUUGAGUGGCAUUGAUGGCUGGGAGAUCUGAGGGGGUGGAUGGAAGAGAAAAGAGGGACCAAAAAGCAUGGACAACAACACACAGAGAGAGAAAACAUGUUUGGGUUCAAAUGUCACUCCAGUUCACAAUGCUGUGUAGUUAGAAAGGAAACAGGAACCUAUCUAUGGAUUUCUAAGCAGUGAGGAGGUAUAGAGGAGUCAGUGGUCCCAGGGUCAUGAGUAUGGACGACAGAAACCAGAAAGUAAUAUAGUGGGCUCAGAUAUCAGCCCUUUUAAUGUGCUAUUCUUGCCCUGUGGUUGGCCAGCAAACUAUACCUUCUAUAGAUUUCUUGUGGAAAAUAGAUUGUAGUCAAUACUGGUAGUGUGUUUCUUUCAUAAACAGGCUGCUGCUAUUUACAGCAGUCUAGUAGUGUGUGUGUGUGUGUGCGUGUGAGAGUGUGCGUGUGCAUGUGUGUGUCUGUGUGUGUGAGUGUGCAUGUGCAUGAGCGAGUGUGCGUGUACAUGUGCAUUUGUGCAGAGAAGAGGGUGAAUGCUGAUGAACACAGAAUCACUCUAUUUUAAUCACCUCCAUGUUUGUUUGUGUACACCUCCCUGACUUAUUCGAUGAGCACAGACAAAAUUAAUGAAAACACUAAUCACACCUCCCAUAGCAGCCCUCCCUCUCUCUGUCACAUAAUAAAAACCUGUGACUGCACCUCCCUAAGGAACAAGAAGGCACUACAUUGAUUUAAUUAACAGUCUCACAGAGAAGAGGUGAGAGGAGGAUUACGAAGAGACCCACUGUUUUGAUUUAUAUUUGGUUGAGUUGUCAACGUGAAAUCAUCCAAAAAUGUCACUGUGUCAUUGGAUUUAGUUUAAAUGUUAAAUCCACCUAGAAGUUGGAUUUAGGUGAAAAAAAGACACAAUUCCCUUAUGUUGAUGACUUUUUGCAAAUCCAAUAAGUUUUCCACGUUGAUUCAACGUAAUCACAUUGAAUUAUUUGAGGUGAAAUGACGUGGAAACAACAUUGAUUCAACCACUUUUUGCCCAGUGGAGAGUUCAACACCUAUCUUAUCCUGAGUGUAAUAGCUUGUCACUCUGAAGAUAGCUGAUGUGGGAUAUCGAGGGUAGAUAUUGAAUGAAUUCUUUAUCAGUUUUAGAGGCCACGUGCAGUGAUUGAAUGAAUUCAAAGUAGAUUAACAAUUGAGAAGGAUGGUAUUCUUCCAUCCUGAUAGAACAAAAGUCCCACCACCAAGCCUCAGUCAGCAGUGUGAUUCCUGCUGACUUUUUCUAUCUAAUUAGAAAAGAGGCUGCCAAUUAAUCUGAAUGGAUUGGCAUCACCAUAGAGAUUCAGAGACACACACAGAAACACAGCUCGUGGAUCACCAGUCCAUAGCCCACUCAUGUUAGGACUACAGGAGCAUGUAUCAGCAGGGAAAUUAGCUUUAGGCUACUUCUAUGUCUGCUAAACUGCAACAUAAUCUUUUCGUUAUUUUUGUCAUAUUAUUAUAAUAGAAUCGUGAAAAAAAUAAAUGGUUGAGGAUAGGAUAUCGCAUGACAGAGCAAAAUCUGAAUUUAGCAUUUAGCAUGAUAAGAGUGACAUCUACUGGAAAAAAAAGAGGAAAACAUUGAAGUUAAAUUCAAAUGCAGACGACCUUAGUAAAUAUCUUCUCUCCCUCGGGCUCAAAGGGGUUGUGUUGUUGGUGUGGAGUCUAAGCCGGAGCUGCAGCGCGUGUUGGAGGCCAGGAAGAGGGAAAAAAUGAUCAAGCAGAGGAAGGAAGAAGAUGAGGCCAGAAAGAAGAUCUCUCCUCUGGAACAAGAGCUCCUCAAGAGGAAGGAGAAGCUAGAAGAGGUAGGAGGAAUCAUCAAAUCAAAUCAAAUCAAAUGUUAUUGGUCACAUGCGCCGAAUACAACAGGUGCAGACAUUACAGUGAAAUGCUUACUUACAGCCCUUAACCAACAGUGCAUUUAUUUUAAACAAAAAAAGUAAAAAUAAAACAACAACAAAAAAAGUGUUGAGAAAAAAAAGAGCAGAAGUAAAAUAAAAUAACAGUAGGGAGGCUAUAUAUACAGGGGGGUACCGUUGCAGAGUCAAUGUGCGGGGGCCAGGGGCGGUGUGUUCAUUAGGGCGAUAUGGGCGACGCACUGCCAAACGGGAAAAGGAAGGGAUUUUUUUUCUAAUCAAUUAUAUCACGGCAACAGUAGUUAUCAGUGUUCUAAUCUAGACGUCUGAUCUGCCACUAAAUGUCCAAUCAGGCUAAAGUCGUGCUUCAAAUGGCCCCGGCCCUUUUGGGGCGAUUUCAGUCAGGUUGAAAAUCGCCCCAGAAGUCUCUUUUUUUUUUCAAAUAUCAGAGCUUUCAAUACAAUCUCUAUGGGUUCCAGGAGGGCUUGCACUUACGCGCUUUCGUCAUACGUAACAUAACCAUGAACGUAACUAAGAAAAGAGCGGGUAGCAGCGUCAAUCAAUUCACGUACUACUGUCAAGAUGGCUAGCGUUCAGUGCAACUCGAUUGUCUCUUUGAAAGAAGUUCCUUUUUGUCGGCGAACAAAUCAAGAUAAAUUGGCAACGAAACAAUUAGGACCUCCCAGACCAAAUUUAAUAAUUCAACAGGUUUCUACUAAAGGGGGAAAGUCCUACACCCGAGGAUUUUCCAAAAAUUGGUACGAACGAAAAACCUGGCUAGCAGGCUGCGAUGUAGCUAAUGUAGUCUUCUGCUACCCCUGCUUACUCUUUCACCCUGAAGGCGGCACGGCAGACAGCACCGCUUGGACAGCGACUGGUGUAACGGACAUGCACCAUCUUUCAGAAAAGAUUAAGAAACAUGAGCUGUCAAAGACCCACAUGGAUAGCUGUUUGAGAUUGUCUGCUUUGGGGAGAGUGAACAUUGCCACUCAACUGGAUGAGGGAUACAGGCUAGCUGUCCGCCGCCACAACGAUGAGGUUAGCAAGAACCGCCACAUCCUCAGCCGGCUAAUCCAGUGUGUGAAGUUUUGCGGAGUGUUUGAGUUAGCUUUGCGAGGCAAAGAUGAAACUGAGGGCUCCACCAACCCUGGUAUUUUUCUUGGACUUGUCAACUUUGUGGCACAAUUAGAUGAGGUGUUUUAUGGAAAUGCAUAUUGUUUAUGCAGUGUUGAGGAAUGUGAAAAAACACCCUUGAUUAUUUUUACUGUGAUAACUUAUUUUGCUUUUGUAAGCCAACACUUUUGAGAUCAGUCAAUAAAUGCUUCUGGUAUUGACUUAUAUGCUGCCCCUGUCUUCAUGUUGUUGCUGGACAUAUCUUUUUUAAAAUGUGUGUAGGUCACCUAAAUCAUCAGAAAAAUUGCCCCCCCUGAGAAUUUUUUCAGGAGCCGCCACUGGCGGGGGCACCGGCUAGUUGAGGUAGUUGAGGUAAUAUGUACAUGUGGGUAGAGUUAAAGUGACUAUGCAUAAAUAAUUAACAGAGUAGCAGCAGCGUAAAAAGGAUGGGGUGGGGGGGCAGUGCAAAUAGUCCGGGUAGCCAUGAUUAGCUGUUCAGGAGUCUUAUGGCUUGGGGGUAGAAGCUGUUGAGAAGUCUUUUGGACCUAGACUUGGCACUCCGGUACCGCUUGCCGUGCGGUAGCAGAGAGAACAGUCUAUGACUAGGGUGGCUGGAGUCUUUGACAAUUUUGAGGGCAAUACAAUUAUAUUGCUAUAGAGCAUUUUAUAAAUGCUUCAGUCAUAAAUUGAUUGAAUAAACUCCCUUUUGUUUCUGAUUCAGUUGGAGAAGGAGCAGGAAAAACAAGAGGAGGAGACAGUGAAAGCCCCAGAGUUUGUCAAGGUCAAGGAGAACUUGAGACGGACGUCCUUUCACAGUAAUGGAGAGAAAGAGGUGUAG
Messenger RNA from Coregonus sp. 'balchen', 15151 nucleotides. NCBI's taxonomy places the organism in Eukaryota, Metazoa, Chordata, Actinopteri, Salmoniformes, Salmonidae. The record is from the annotation of a GenBank genome assembly.